GAACAUCAUGAAUUCCGCUCGCCACUUGGACGUUUCGGCCACUGCCCGUUAGACCCCAGCCCCUUUUAAGUAGUUUCCAAGCCGUGAUCCUAUAGCGAAGUUUAACGAAACCUUAUGGAUUCAAUUCUAUGACAACAGUUUUUGGGGCACGGCGUACAAGCGCUGGCCCCGCGGAGAAGUCACCUUCAUCCGAUCGACUGCACCCGGAGGAUGCGACGGUGCUUCUUCCGACGACACUUCCGCCUCCUAUAGCUUCUAAGGCAGAUGCGGUGUGGCGGCUUGGCAAGUACGUGUUCAGGGCCGACUUUGAUUCUGCCAACUUGGAUAGUGUGGAGCAGGGAGUUAACGCCAACGAAUUCUUCCUUCGAACGCGGAGGGACUGCGAGGGUACAACAAACGAAAAGGCCACACGCACGUGGUUCUACUUCAGCAUAUGCGGACACAACACCUACGAGCUUCUCAUCCUGACCAUCCUUAACCUCAAUAAGCAAAGCAGGCUUUACUCUCAGGACUAUCGACCAGUGUUCUGGAGCGCCUCGCAGGCAGAAUGGCAGCCCCUGCGGCUCAAGGUGACGUACCGGCGGGAGGGCGAGGACUUCCAGCUGCGCUUCUGCCACCGGUUCGAGAGCGACGAGGAGACGCUGUUCGCCUUCGCAAUCCCCUUCAGCUACCAGCAGACACAGGACAUGUUGAACCACCUGGACGAGCAGCUGCCCUGCUCGCUGUACGGCAACCUGCCCUGCGCACCCCCGCCCCUAGCAGACCGCGACACAUCCGCAGCCCCAGCAGCAGCCAACAGCAACGCGCCGUCCACAGCUACCGCCACCGCCCCCGACUGCACCCCACUGCACUUCAGCCUGCGCGCGUCGCUGCCCCUUCUCGACACCGCCGCAUCCGUGGACGGGGAGCCCACCUCCCGCACCAUGCCUGGCUGCAGCGACGCGCCCGCCUCCUCCUCCUGCGGCUUCGCGAGCCCCCUCCGGGAGGCCUCCGUACGGCUCUACUACCGGCGGCAGCUGCUGACCCGAUCGCUGGAGGGCCGCCGGGUGGACCUCAUCACCAUCACCGACUGCAGCGGCGCCACGGGGGAGCGCGAGCCGCCCCUGGCAGGUGUGUUCAUGCAGGACCCCGGACCGCCCGCAGCGCUGUUCCGCGACAAGACAGUGUUCUUCAUCUCCAGCCGGGUGCACCCCGGUGAGACGCCCGCCACGCACAUGUUCAACGGCAUGCUGGCGUUCCUGCUGCGGCGGAACGACCCACGGGCCGUUGCGCUGCGGCGGCGGUUCGUGUUCAAGCUGGUGCCGCUGGUGAACCCGGACGGUGUGGCGGUGGGCAACUACCGCACGGAUACCCUGGGGCAGAACCUCAACCGCUUUUACAAUGGCGUGCCGGACGAGAAGACGCAGCCCACCGUGUACGGCAUCAAGCGAUUGCUCAUGUACUACGCGCAACAGAACCUUCUAGAGUACUACAUUGACCUGCAUGCACACGCCAACAAGAAAGGCGUCUUCAUCUACGGCAACACGCUGGAGGACGGCGAGGCGCACCUGCAGAGCCUCAUGUACGCCAAGUUGGUGGCGCUCAACAACCCCGUCUUCGACUUCAUGAGCUGCAACUACACGGAGAAGAACAUGAGCCGCGCGGACAAGGACGGCUCCUCCAAGGAGGGCGCGGGCAGGGUGGCGCUGUACAGGGAAACUGGCUUGACUCAUCUUUAUACCAUCGAAGCAAACUAUAACACUGCGCGGACGCUGAAUGUGGUAGCGCCCGCAACUGGUGACCACGGCGGGCGUGCGUCGCCGCCCUGCAACAGGCGCUUCCCGGCCAGAUUCACUGUCAGCUCCUUCCAGGCCGUUGGGCGGGCAUUCCUGGUGGCCUGUUUGGACAUGGAGGGAGCCAACCCCUGGAGCCGCCUGCCGCACUGCGAGCACCGCAGCCUGGAGGGAGUGCGCAGCUGGAUCCUGACGGUACUGCGUGCCACGCCCGAGACCCGCGCCGCGCACCUGCCCCCCAUGAGCGAUGCGGCUGUGGAGACGCUCCGCGGCAUGCUGUCCUCCGGGUCGCUGCGGGUGUCGGUGGCGCUGGCUUCCGGCGGCCUCACACGCCACCGCUCCACGGGCUACGACUCGCCUGCUAGCAGCGUCGUGGCUCACAGCCCGCCCGCGUGCACCACCAGCGUGGCGUUUGGCCGCGGCGUGGGUACGCACGUAGGGCGCCGCCUGCCGGCACCCUCGCCAGCACGGCGGUCGAACGCCUCACUCCCCAUCAUUAGCAGCAUAGCCGGGCACUGUCCACCGACCAUGGCCACCUCUUCCGGCAUCCCCGCCCGGCGAACCCCGCCGCCUAGCUCCCUCAGCGGGGCCAGCAACGGCAACCUGUCCCGGAGCAGCAGCCUGCCAGGGCGGUGCAGCACGCCGCUGGCAGCGCGGCAGUCGCAGCGCAGCCCGCCGGCGGGGCGGGAGGCGGGGUGCGAGCUGAGUGCGGAGCCCUCGCCGGGCUGCCAUGAGCUGGACGGCACUGAGCCCGCAUCAGCCGCCGCACCCGAGCAGCCGCCGCACCUGAGCGACGAGGCCUCCAGCGACAGUGACGGCGACGAGGUGGAUGACGAUGCGAUGACACUGGUGGCACCCAACACACCGACGACCGCGCGCUUCCGCGGCCUGGACUCGCCCCUUAAGUCCAUGAGCGUG
Molecule: messenger RNA, 2690 nt
Organism: Astrephomene gubernaculifera
Lineage: Eukaryota; Viridiplantae; Chlorophyta; Chlorophyceae; Chlamydomonadales; Astrephomenaceae
Source: the annotation of a GenBank genome assembly